AUGGCACUGGCAGUGCUGCGUGACUGGUGCAGGUGGAUGGGCGUGAAUGAGCAGCGCUCGCUGCUCAUCCUGGGCAUUCCCGACGACUGUGAGGACCAGGAAUUCCAGGAGGCCGUGCAGGCUGCCCUCCAGCCCCUGGGCAGAUACCGAGUGCUGGGCAAGGUGUUCAGAAAGGAGUUCAGAUCCAAGGUCGCCUUGGUGGAGAUGGCUCAGUAUUUAAACCGAAGUGUGAUCCCCCGACAAAUACCAGGCAUGGGAGGACCCUGGACUGUGGUCUUCCUGCCCCAGGCCCCGGAAUCAGAGUCAGAGGAUACACUCAAUUUCCUUGCACAGACCCAGAGGCAAGCAGGGGUUGCCUUGGCAGGCGAGGCAGGAGCUGGGGAUGGGGCAGGAGCUGGAGGCCAGGAAGGAGCUGGAGGCGGGGCAGCCGCUGUGCGCCAGGCAGGGCCUGAAGAGGAAGCAGGAGAGUCAGAUGAGGAGGGAGCCGCUGGGGACGCAGGAAUCGCAGGUCUGUCGGGAUCUGUGAGUGUGGCAGGAGCUGCAGGUGAGGAAGGAGCUGUGGGUGUGGCAGGAGCCACAGGUGCGGGAAGAUCCUGGACCCAGCCUUGGAGCCCGGCCUGGCAGCCUGUGCUGGAAAACAGGGCCUCUGGGAAACUGAGAACCUUUCCUGGAACGGAAGAGCCACACCGAGAAGAAGAGUCCUUUGAGAGCUGGCUGGAUCACACCAGCGACAUGCUGUCCCUGUGGUGCCACAUCACAGAAAGGGAGAGGAGGAGGAGGCUGAUGGAGAGCUUGGGUGGCCCCGCACUGGAUCUCGUGUGCGGCCUCCUGGCAGAAAACCCUGACGUCCCUGCACAGGAUUGCCUGGCCGCGCUGGUCCAGGUGUUCGGGAGGGAGGACACCCCCACGACCGCACGGCUCAAGUUCCUGACCUGUGGCCAGCGGCCCCAGGAGACUCUCUUUGUCUAUGUGAUUCGCCUGGAAGGCCUGCUGCAGUCGGCCGUGGAGAAGGGGGCCAUCCAUCCCAACCUUGCGGGCCAUUUACGCGCCCGGCAGGUGCUGACGCGGGCCCGCCCCAACGAGAUGCUCGAGAACAAGCUGAGGAGGAUGCGGCUGGACAGGAGACCACCUGGCUUCCUGGGGAUGCUGCGGCUCAUUCAGGAGACCGAGGCGUGGGAGGCCACCGCAGCUAGGAGCGAGCACUUGCAAGUGGAAGAGGGGGCCCGUGUGGGCACCGGAGGCCUGGCCGCUGCCCGGGCCAGCGGAGAGGUUGCCGAAGCCUCCCCAGCCAGGGAAGAUGCUUCCCAGGCUGCCCUGGCCAACCUAGGGGCCAGUGAGGCCGUUCCUGGCAGUGCCGAAGCUGAUACGGCUGCUCCUGAAGCCCGUGAUGUCGCCAGGGCAGCCCUCGUCCCUGAGGAGGCCCCCAAGAUCUUCCCUGCCACGCAGGAAGAUGAAAAUGCUCCCGCCUCUGCGGGCCUAGAUCACGCAAGGCCCUCAGAGGCCCCUGGGGGCCCCACCCCUGCCCAGAUGGGCAGCGCUUCCAGGGAGGGCCCGGGAGGUCCUGGCUGUGAGCCGGAGGGCCUCGCCCAGGCAGGAGACCAGGAGGCUGGGGAGCCCCUGGAGGAGGGGCCCAAGCCCAUCCCAGAGGAGUCGGGAAACGAGGACGGGGCUGGGGAGGUGAGGCCCCCCAAGUCCUCCUCGGGCAAAUAGGCUCAGAAGGCCCAGGGGCCCCCCUCUCCUCUCAGGCAGCAGCGCUCUGGAGGCAGGGGGAGGCCACGCCAGGGCAGCAGCCUCUCCCCACGUGGAGGCAACAACCCACCCAGCCCAAAUUCCCAGGACCCCAUCUUCCCAAGGCACCCUGGCCACCACCAUCAGCCCUUCCGACGGACCAGGAUGACCAUACUUGAUGCAGAGUGGGGCAGGGAGGGGUGCCCCCUCCCAUGGCA
Molecule: messenger RNA, 1946 nt
Organism: Lynx canadensis (Canada lynx)
Lineage: Eukaryota; Metazoa; Chordata; Mammalia; Carnivora; Felidae
Product: paraneoplastic antigen Ma6F-like
Exons: 2
Coding region: 1-1710 (569 amino acids)
Source: RefSeq, a predicted model, not a curated record